Messenger RNA from Vigna radiata var. radiata (mung bean), 702 nucleotides. It is a transcript of the gene ARG2, whose product is annotated as indole-3-acetic acid-induced protein ARG2. The record is from RefSeq and is a predicted model, not a curated record. NCBI's taxonomy places the organism in Eukaryota, Viridiplantae, Streptophyta, Magnoliopsida, Fabales, Fabaceae. Gene Ontology annotation, cellular component: mitochondrion. The transcript has 2 exons. The coding region runs from base 146 to 445 and encodes 99 amino acids. Gene Ontology annotation, biological process: response to stress.
UCUCUCUGCCACUUCAUAACAAAAUAACUUGCCUUCAGGAACGUUCUAGACCACAGAGGUUUCUCUUGUCUUCUGUGGAGAGCUUGUUUUCAUUUCUUCAUUCGCAUCCGAGGAACAAGCUUUCCGCAGUUCAACUCAAUCACCCAUGGCUCGCUCUUUCACUAACGUUAAGGUUCUCUCUGCUCUUGUCGCCCACGGAUUCUCCAACACUGCCACCAGGCGUGGGUUUGCGGCGGCGGCGGCGGCGACACAAAGCGCAACCAGAGGAGGUGCCUCCAUCGGCGGCAAUAUGGUUCCGAAAUCAGGGGAAGAGAAGGUGAGAGGCGGUGAAAAGGUUUCGUGGGUCCCAGACCCUGUGACUGGUUACUACAGACCAGAGAACACGAACGAGAUUGAUGUUGCUGACCUGCGAGCCACUGUUUUGGGCAAAAAAUUCAACCAGUAAUUUCAACUUGAAGACAGAACCUCUUUGGUUACUUAUACGUUAGAUGUAUCUCGAAGUUCAUAGAAGCUUCGGGGAUUAUUAACUAUGAGGCAAUCUUCUGCAUCAGUUGUUGUAUUUCUCUCUACAGAAUUAAGACUUUGUUAGCGCCAUUGCAUCUCCAGUUGAGAACUCCUAACUAUGCUUUUGCUGUAUUCUCUUUGGAAAAUAACAGAGUUCUUUGUAACUUUCUAAGCAAACCUCAAUUCUUCUUUGUCCAA